Molecule: messenger RNA, 1817 nt
Organism: Polyodon spathula (Mississippi paddlefish)
Lineage: Eukaryota; Metazoa; Chordata; Actinopteri; Acipenseriformes; Polyodontidae
Product: transmembrane and ubiquitin-like domain-containing protein 2
Exons: 3
Coding region: 123-1037 (304 amino acids)
Molecular function (GO): protein binding
Source: RefSeq, a predicted model, not a curated record
UAUGCGCUGUGUGCUGACGUAAACAUUUUCCGUAUUUAUAUGUGAACUGGGAGUGGGGCAAAGGAAACACUGCCGUGUCGCCAAACAAAAUGGAUUGAAAAUUAAGAGCUGAUCCAAGUUUGAUGGAGCUGUCUAUGAUGACGUUUAUGGAGGGGUUGGGUGACGAGGUGAUCAUCGCUGGGGGAGUGGUACUGCUUGGCCUGGCUCUGGUACUGGCCUGGAUCUCUACCUACGUAGUUGACCGCGGAGACCAGAUCCUGUGGGCCAUCAUGAGUGCUGGAGCCCACUCCUCUCUGGGGGGGCUGGGGAGCAGGGAGCGGUACAUGGGGAGCUCCUCCAGCUCAGACUCCAUGGAGCCCCAGCCCAUCACACAGAGAGCAGAGGACAAGCCGGAGGAGGAGGAAUGGGAUUCAGAGACGGGGUCAGAGCAGAUCCCCAGCGAGGGGGCGUCUGAGCCCAGCAUCGACCAGCUGCUGAACAUCCAGAGGCUGCGCAAGAGGAGCGCCUCUGCCAGCGAGGCCAGCCUGGUGGGAGAGCGGCCCGAGCAGACCAACACCAACACCAGCUGCAGCGCGGACAGCAGCCUCUUCCGGGACGGGCAGAUCAAAUUGAGGCUCAAGUUCCUGAACGACACCGAAGAGCUCGCCUUAGUGAAGCCAGGCGACACCAUCGGGUUUCUGAAGAGCAAGUACUUCUCCGGACAAGAGCAGCAGAUCAAGUUCAUUUACCAGGGGCAGAUCCUGCAGGAUCAAGCACAGACCCUGCUGUCCCUCAACAUCACCGAUAACUCUGUGAUUCACUGUCACAUCUCCCAGGCCCCCCGCGAGCUAUCCCCUGACCCCAGUGCGGCCGUGGAGCACAGCGGCGUGACCCUCAACGUUGGCAGCCUCAUGAUCCCCAUGUUUGUUGUCAUGCUCACCGUGGUCUGGUAUUUCCGCAUCAACUACCGGCAGUUCUUCACCGCACCGGCCACUGUCUCUUUAGUGGGAGUCACCGUUUUCUUCAGUUUUCUUGUCUUUGGGAUAUACGGGCAAUAAAAAAAAAAACAGAGCAGUGGGUUGGUUUGGUGGGUUUACGUCUUUUCAUUGGCUCUACAAAUGCUACAAAAGCUCUCCCACGGUACUGUAUAUGACUUUGGUUAACUGGCUUUCUGUUACUGCUGGACCGCUUUGUUUAAUUGAUUAUCUGUUGCUGAAAUGAAAGGCUUGUGCGUCACGAUGGAGCACAGGUUUAACACAGGGACUUGCUGUUCAGUAUAAGGAUUAAAGAAUGGUGAACACACACAUUUUUGUAAAAAUGAGCCCAGGUUGCAUGUGAAUACCAGCUGAGGUUAUAGUAUAACAUGAAAUGGCUUAAACUGCUGUUCAGGGGUUAACUGUUUUUCUCCCUCAGCCCUAAGAAUGUUGCUGUGGGAGUCUAAAAUACCACCCUGGAAAUGGUCAUUCAAGCAGGUUUGUUUCAAUGGCCUAUUCCCCAUCGGCAAAUAGCGCGCAAACUGCACCGUAAUAGAUGUAAUACACUGGCAAUGUGCCUUCUGUUGGGCUGGAAAGCAUCUAAUUGUGGGCUCAAGCAGUUACAUUGGAAAAUGGAAACACAGGUUUAUAGAGGUGUUAUUGUAUUCAUUUUUUAUUAGUUCUAAAUUCUGUUAAUCACUUAAUCAGACCAAGUUCCAUUAUACAGUAUAUAAAAACACUCUAAAUGCUAAAAAUGAUAACACCUCUUGUAGUUUGAAAAUUAUAUUGGUGUUUUAGUUACCUAAAUAGAAAACCUUAAAAAACAAUGAGCAUUGUGUUCACAUUAAAAAGUAUUUUCUGCCA